AUGCAGAAGUGGUUUCUGUCUGAAUAUGUAGAGCCGAUUGAAGGACUUCACAGGCUUCUGGAAGUUGACAGAGUCAUUGUUAAGCAAAUAAAAAAGAACCAAAGUUCAAAGCUACAUGAUGCCGUAGUUUAUGAGGCUCUGCUGGAUACUUCUGAACUUCUCUUAAAAUUUGUUGAAAAGUCUAGCUUUGCACAAAGAUUUUGGUGUGGAUCUCGCAGAGCAUUCGAUAUGGAAGUGCGAAAUGUAAACGGAAAACUUGUCAUGCAUCUCCAACGACCAUUGAAAUGUUCAGCAGUUGUAUGUUUUUGCUGUCCUUAUGAAAUGAAAGUUGAAGCUCCAGUAGGUGAACCAAUGGGUAGUAUUGUUCAAAAUUAUGGACGGUUUGGUCAUACAUUUUACCUGAAAGAUUGGAAUGAUAAUAUAGAUUUAGACAUAAAAGGUCCUUGGUUUUCUUAUACCUGCUGCUUUGAUCUUAUCUUUAAAAUUUAUGCACAUGGACAUAAUAGAUCAAUUGGACGGAUAAUAUGUCGUCGAGAUCAAGAGAAUGACAGUUUUCGAGUUGAUUUCCCUUUAGACUUGGAUUAUCGUAUGAAACUUUUGCUUAUUUGUGCUGCAAUAUUUUUAAAUACAAAGUAGUAACUAACACAAUUUUCGGAAAUUCUGGCAGUACAAUGAAAUAUCAGUAGAGAAAAUACAAAUAAAAAAGGAUAUUAAUAUAUAUAUAUAUAUAUAGUAAUAAACUGUAUGUGCUGUAAGUCUGCCAUGAUAGUGAACAAGAAAAGGUGUGUGUGCGUGUGCGUGUGUGUAUAUAUAUACAAUAGUUUAACAUUAGUUUGAAUUGUGAGUGUUACAAUUGUGUGUAGGUGUGUGUGUGUGCUACAAAACGUCUAACAUUUUCUCUAUUUUUCAUUUAUUUAGUAUCUGUGUUAUCAGUUUCUGUCAAUAUGUAAACAAAUAACCUGUUUUACACUCUUUCCAAUGUUCAAUGAUCCUUUAUUUAGUUGUUUUUCUUUUUGUAGUUAAAUUAACCAUAAAGUUGUUGAAAAUUUUUCGCAUUCUAGUUUUCUGUUAUUUAUUUAUUUAUCAUAUAAUCAUGAUGAAAAAUAUAAAAUAUACCUAUUAUGAGACUCCUCAGCAGU
This is a messenger RNA of Schistosoma rodhaini, 1139 nucleotides long. The record is from the annotation of a GenBank genome assembly. Lineage: Eukaryota; Metazoa; Platyhelminthes; Trematoda; Strigeidida; Schistosomatidae.